AUGUCCAGGGUCAACAAAGGUAGGUGUAUAGGUGUGGUCGUUACCGGUGGUCUUCGCCGCUUGACUGGACAAGCCGCGCUGCGAGGACAGAUAGUCCCAAAUGGCCACAUCCAUUCGCAGACGAUCGUUUCAGCAGAUGGCCACAAGUUUCUGGUGGUGAAUCACUCGGAUGUCCUGCAAGGCUUGUCCUGCGACCAGCUCGUCAAGCGAGCGAAGGUGAUCGAGCCGUUGGUGGAAAAGACAAAGGAGGUCGUCGCAUACGACUUGACUCUAAAUGUCAUUGCGGCUCAGGAUAGCCAGCACAUUGCGGCGGUCAUCGCCCGCUGUGGGCAGAAGAUCAAUGCCGAGUGCUCCCUUGAACUUCAAGCCGCAUGUCGCUGGCCUGCUGCUGUAGUCACCUCGUACAACAACACUCCAAGGGCUUGUCCAUGCAGUAUGCCGCCCCUUUCAGCCGCCCCUUUCAGUGUUGGUGGUCCCACCAUGGUUCAGUGUGAUUGCAGAAGCCCUGAUUACAGUAUCUUGAAUCUUGAUAUGUUCCAGAAUUUGCUCAGUGUCAGGAAGCUUGAGGUAGUGGCAAGUUCAGUUGAUGCACACUCCGGGCGCCCCCAUCGGCUACAGGUUGGCAGGUUCAGAGGGAGAACUCCUCUGCAGGCAACUGGUAACUAUAGUACCAAUGCAGGAUACGAAACUCAAGUUUUGGCACGUGGUGAGACCAUGCUUCAGCUUUAUUAUAGCCGACGCGCCUACACCUCAAGUUCGGUUGCGUGCCGGGUGAGAUGCCAUUCCCUGACAUGA
Symbiodinium sp. CCMP2592 is the source of this 795-nucleotide messenger RNA. Lineage: Eukaryota; Dinophyceae; Suessiales; Symbiodiniaceae. The record is from the annotation of a GenBank genome assembly.